AUGAAUGAAAGAAGUCAUGUAGAGAGGCUAUUGGUGCCAAUUAAGAGUACUUGGAGCGAAAAAGGAGUCACAAUUGUUAGCGAUGGGUGGAGUGAUCCUCAAAGAAUACCUCUUAUUAAUUUCAUGGCGGUCACAGAGGAUGGGCCUAUGUUUUUAAAAGCUGUAGAUUGUUCCAAUGUUAAAAAGGACAAUGAAUUCAUUGCCAAACACUUGAAUGAUGUUAUAAUGGAGGUUGGCCCCUCUAAUGUGGUGCAAGUGGUGACUGAUAAAGCACCGGUUUGCAAGCCGUCAGGUUUAAUUGUUGAGAAUGAAUUUCCAACAAUUUAUUGGACUCCUUGUGUGGUGCAUACCCUCAACCUUGCUUUGAAGAAUAUUUAUGCUGCAAAGAAUACUGAGAAGAACUCUGUUGUGUAUGAUGAAUGUUCUUGGAUCACAAUAAUUGCUGAAGAUGCUAUGUUAAUUAAGAACUUCAUUGUAUGUCACUCUGUGAGGUUAUCUAUUUUUAACUCUUUCAAUACUUUGAAGAUGCUCUCCAUUGCUCCUACAAGAUUUGCUUCCACUAUAGUGAUGCUCAAGAGGUUUAAGCAGAUAAAGAAAGGGCUUCAAGAGAUGGUCAUUAGUGAGGAAUGGUCUACCUACAAGGAUGAUGAUGUGCAAAAGGUCAAAUUUGUGAAGGAAACUUUGUUGGAUGAUCUUUGGUGGGACAAAGUGGAUUACAUUCUUUCUUUCACAAGCCCUAUCUAUGAUGUUUUAAGAAGAAUGGACACGGAUGCUUCAACUCUCCACACAGUAUAUGAAAUGUGGGAUUCUAUGAUUGAAAAUGUAAAAAAGCUCAUAUACAAGUAUGGAAGAAAGAUGGACUCCGAGCACUCUCCAUUUUAUGAGGUAGUGCAUGGCAUAUUAAUUGAUUGUUGGACAAAGAGUAGCACACCUCUUCAUUGUUUAGCUCACUCAUUGAACCCAAGAUAUUAUAGUGUUGAAUGGCUUGCUGAAGAUUCGAGUAGAGUUCGUCCACAUCUAGAUCUGGAAAUUACCCGUGAAAGGACGAAAUGCUUCAAAAGGUUUUUUCCGGAUCCGGAAGAGAGGAGGAAAGUGAAUGUAGAGUUUGCUAAAUUUGCGGGUGGAAGAGAAGGAUUUGCUGACAUUGACAGUUUGGGUGAUAUGGGAAAUAUUGGUGCUAAGGAGUGGUGGAUUAUUCAUGGUAUUAAUGCUCCAACACUUCAACCCCUUGCCCUUAAGUUACUCGGGCAACCAUGUUCUUCUUCAUGUUGUGAGAGAAAUUGGAGCACUUACUCUUUCAUUCAUUCUUUAAAGAGAAACAAGAUGACACCACGUAGAACCGAGGAUUUAGUGUUCAUUCAUAGCAAUCUCUGCCUUAUUUCAAGAAGAUCCGAAGAAUAUGAAAAAGGGGAAUGCAAGAUGUGGGAUAUAGCGGGAGAUGAGUUUGGUCCACUUGAUGAGAGUGGAGUUCUUGAAGUUGCCAACUUAUCAUUGGAUGAACCGGAGCUAGAGGCUAUGAUUUUCAAUAAUGAUGAUGUUCAAGAAGCCACUACAUAG
Lotus japonicus is the source of this 1557-nucleotide messenger RNA. RefSeq lists its product as uncharacterized. Gene Ontology annotation, molecular function: protein dimerization activity. The record is from RefSeq and is a predicted model, not a curated record. The coding region runs from base 1 to 1557 and encodes 518 amino acids. Lineage: Eukaryota; Viridiplantae; Streptophyta; Magnoliopsida; Fabales; Fabaceae. The transcript is spliced from 2 exons.